CCGAGGUCAGGCGGCGGGAGGAGAGAGGAUGCCACCGGCGGCGGCUCCCGGCGGCCCGACGCCCGCUCCGCCCGGCUGAGCAGAGCCUCGGAGGUUUCCAGAGGGUCGUCCCCCGGCGGCUCAGAGACCCAACGCCUCCCGCCGGCGGCUAACGGUGCACCCGGGGCCGCCCCGCUGCUCCGCCCCGCGCCCCCGUGCGCCGCGGCCUCAGAGAUGGCAAAUACUGAGGUUGUUACAAAUAGCGGUAACUCUCAGCCGGAGGAAAAUGGCUGCACGUUUAACCAGAACACAUCUCCCUCUGAGGAGCUUCUAUUGGAAGACCAGAUGAGGCGAAAACUCAAAUUUUUUUUCAUGAAUCCUUGUGAGAAAUUCUGGGCUCGAGGCAGAAAACCAUGGAAACUUGUCAUACAAAUUAUAAAACUUGCAAUGGUGACUAUCCAGCUGGUCUAUUUUGGGCUAAGUAACCAGAUGGUGGUAGCUUUCAAGGAAGAUAACACGAUAGCAUUCAAACACCUCUUCCUAAAAGAAUAUGUGAACCAACCAGAUGACACGUAUGCAGUUUACACACAGAGUGAUGUAUACAGUCAGAUCAUCUUCGCAGUGAACCAGUACUUGCAGCUACGCAACAUCUCGAUCGGGAACCAUGCUUACGAGGAAAAGGGCGCGGAGCAGUCUGGUAUGGCGAUCUGUCAGAACUUCUACAAGCAAGGAAACAUCUGUCCUGGAAACGAUACCUUUGACAUUGAUCCCCAAAUUGAAACUGAAUGUUUCUCCGUAGAGCCAGAUGACACUUUUUACAUUGGAACACCGGAGGAAAAUAAACUCAACCUAACACUGGACUUUCACAGACUCCUAACAGUGGAGCUGACCUUUAAACUGAAGGCCAUCAAUCUGCAGACUAUUCGUCAUCACGAGCUCCCUGACUGUUACGACUUCACUCUGACUAUAACAUUUGACAAUAAAGCCCAUAGUGGAAGAAUUAAGAUAAGUUUAGAUAAUGACAUUUCCAUCAGAGAAUGUAAAGACUGGCAUGUUUCUGGAUCAGUUCAGAGAAACACUCAUUACAUGAUGAUCUUUGAUGGCUUUGUUAUCCUGAUGUGCCUGACUUCGUUAAUCCUGUGCCUUCGAUCUGUGAUUAAGGGAAUUCAGCUUCAACAGGAAUUUGUCAAUUUUUUCCUCCUCCAUUAUAAGAAGGAGGUUUCUGUUUCUGAGCGAAUGGAAUUUGUCAAUGGAUGGUACAUUAUGAUUAUUAGUAGUGACUUAUUGACAAUCAUUGGAUCAAUUCUGAAAAUGGAAAUCCAAGCCAAGAGUCUAUCAAGUUAUGAUGUCUGCAGCAUACUCCUCGGGACCUCCACCUUGCUUGUGUGGCUGGGCGUCAUCCGGUACCUCAGUUUCUUCCACAAGUACAAUCUCCUUAUCCUGACCCUUCAGGCAGCGCUGCCCAGUGUCAUGAGGUUCUGCUGCUGUGCAGCUGUGAUCUAUUUUGGCUAUUGCUUCUGUGGAUGGAUUGUGCUGGGACCUUACCACGAAAAGUUUCGUUCUCUGAACUUGGUCUCCGAGUGCCUUUUUUCUCUGAUAAAUGGAGAUGAUAUGUUUGCGACGUUUGCAGGAAUGCAUCAAAAAAGUUACUUGGUCUGGCUAUUUAGCAGAAUUUACCUCUACACGUUCAUCAGCCUCUUUGUCUAUAUGAUUCUAAGUCUUUUCAUCGCACUGAUCACUGAUACAUAUGAAACAAUCAAGCAUUACCAGCAGGAUGGCUUCCCAGAGACCAGCCUUCGGACAUUUAUAUCAGAGUGCAAAGAUCUACCCAACUCGGGGAAGUACAGAUUAGACGACGAACCUCCAGGAUCUAUAUUCUGCUGUUGUACCAAGUAGCUCUCAGGCUUAUCUGUGCUCUAGAGGAAAAUAUGAUGUGUAGCCGAGUUGGGAAACUGUAUGGAUAUUUUAAGAUCUGGUAGAGUAUGUUUGAAGACUAUUAUUUUGAGCAAAUUGACAGCUAUAAUUCAUUAAGAACUCAUUAGGUUUAUAAUUUUUAAAGCAAUAAUUGUCGUCUUUUUAGCUAUAUGUUAAGUUUAUUUAAAAAACAACAACACUACCUUUGAUUAGUAAAGCUUUGGCUUCUUAUUCGUUCUUUAUUUUGCCAUCGCUUUAGAAGGUGUUUUCUAUGCAACUCUUUGUUGUUAAUCUUCAUCUGAGGGUAUUUUUUCCAUUGAUUUUUAGACAGAGUGAAAAGGAGGGGGGAGAGAGAGAGAGAGAAACAUACCAUCUCCCUGACAGGGACUGGGGA
Pipistrellus kuhlii (Kuhl's pipistrelle) is the source of this 2287-nucleotide messenger RNA. RefSeq names its product mucolipin TRP cation channel 3 (gene MCOLN3). Gene Ontology annotation, molecular function: NAADP-sensitive calcium-release channel activity. Gene Ontology annotation, cellular component: plasma membrane; lysosomal membrane. Lineage: Eukaryota; Metazoa; Chordata; Mammalia; Chiroptera; Vespertilionidae. The transcript is spliced from 13 exons. The coding region runs from base 214 to 1875 and encodes 553 amino acids. The record is from RefSeq and is a predicted model, not a curated record.